This is a messenger RNA of Vollenhovia emeryi, 588 nucleotides long. RefSeq lists its product as uncharacterized. The record is from RefSeq and is a predicted model, not a curated record. Bases 1 to 588 code for a protein of 195 amino acids. NCBI's taxonomy places the organism in Eukaryota, Metazoa, Arthropoda, Insecta, Hymenoptera, Formicidae. The transcript has a single exon.
AUGGACUUAAACGCCUUGCUAACGGCGCAAAGCGACGCUCAUGGUCGCAUCGCCCGUUCGGUCACCAACUUGAAGAAGAUGGGCGCGGAGAACAUCACGCUCCACGCUGUUGAAACACGCCUUGAAUUCCUCGACAAAAUAUGGGCUAAGGUCGAAGCACAGCACGAAACCAUUCGAACACUCUUCAAAGAAGAAUUUGAUGAGAGUGAGUACAACCAAACACAAUUUUUCGACACCAUUGAAAUUACGUACGUGCAAGAGCGAAGCGCAUUGAACGAAUACGCGAUAAAGCUCCAAGCCGCGAAUCCGACAAGCGCCGCUUCGAGCAAGGAGCCCGGCGGCGUUUCCUCCGCAUCGGCCUUACCGAGACUCCGAGUCAAAUCGUUUUCGGGCGCGUUCGAAGACUGGCCCACCUUCCGGGACAGCUUCAUGUCGAUCGUCGGAAAACACAAGUCCCUCUCGAACAUUGAGAAGUUCCACCACCUGCGGCACUGCCUUGAGGGAGCAGCUGAAAAGAUAUAUUCGUCCGUUAGCCGUGAUCGGGGAAAACUAUCCGCGCGCGUGGUCGAUGCUGACGGAGCAUUAUGA